Molecule: messenger RNA, 16159 nt
Organism: Pelobates cultripes (western spadefoot toad)
Lineage: Eukaryota; Metazoa; Chordata; Amphibia; Anura; Pelobatidae
Source: the annotation of a GenBank genome assembly
GAUUGAUGCUGGCUCGAAAAUGACAUUUGGAUCUGGCACAAAGUUAAAUGUCAAACCCAGUAAGUUGAUAUGCUUAUAGAAAGGACUUUAUUCACAAUAUAACAGUUAAUUUGAUAACUUGUAGUUAGACCAAAUCUGCAGAAGAUUUUUAUUUUUUCAUAAUUUUUUUUUUUUUUAAUUCUGUUAUUUUCAAGCAAGUCCUCAGGUCACUAAAAUUCAUUGUUUAGUAUCUUGAUCUAACUGUGUAUACUACAGCAGUAAAAGAACACUACUACACACAAAUCUGUACAAAAUGUGAAAAGUGAAAAGAGGUCAGCGUUAAUAAUAAUAAUAAGGAAUAGGUAGGCAGCGGCCUGGCAGAGGGUAACCCUCUAACCCUCUAGCAUAAGAGUAGAAUACAACAACAACAUUAGUACAAGGCUGCGCCAAAAUGUAUCAGUGUAGACUAUAGGAAAUAAAAACAAGUAUAUAGAUAGAGCAUAUAUAUAAAAAGUAAGUGCAUAUAAAUCAGUCCAAGAUAAUUUGAAGUUGCAGUCUAGCGACGAGUGUCUUUUAAAGUGCUUUUGGUGAUGGGGUGUCCUCACUGUUUAUAGAAGUUCAAUUAUUCUCGUGAUAUGGAAGACACAAAUAAGAGACCGAUCAUAUAGACUGAGUGGGUCAAUAUAUGUGAGAAUAUGAAUAUAUAUAUUAAACUAACAUUUAGACGAGCUAUAGCCAGCUCAGGUAUAACAGGCGUACAACGGUAUGAUCCCCGCUUAUGGGAUAUAUAGGUGGUUGUCUUCUGGAGUGAAUGGUGUCCAGCUCUCAGGAAAGGGAUAUAUAAAGACAGCUGAUAGUGCUCUCUGUUAUAACAGUGUAUGGAGUUGUAAGAGAAAUAAAAAUGUACUUACAAGUGUAGUGCAGGCCAACUGCACUCUGAUGACAGCAUUGGUGGUAUGAUCCCCACCUCGGAUAGUCUUGUAAGCACGCAAUAAAUUGGUAAAAAGCCAGGUAAAGAUAAAAAAUGUGCAUAAAAAGAUAGUUGGCACCAAUAGUGACCAUAAAAUCUUUAAUUAUAUAGAUACACAAAUAUUAAAACCCAUUUACGCGUUUUCCCACUGGGGUUUUUUCAAAAUGGAAUAAGAUAAUGGAAUUUAGAAAUAAAUCUGUACAUUCAUUUACAAAUACAAUGGAAUUUUAUUUGCAUUGCAUUAAUUAUUGAUUUAGAUUCAUUGCACAGGUCAGUUUUCACAAUGCUGGUUCAUAUGAAAAUAUACUUUUUAACAUGUAUCCCAGUGGAAUCAUCCGAGUUGUUGUACAGACAUUGUUGUACUGCCUUGGUACAUUUAUCCACUCUUGUGCAGGAUCAAUGCAGAUGUUGUUAUAGCACAACUGCAGAAUAUGAUAAUACCAACAUAAAUAUGAAUACAGUAAUGAUCUUAUUUAUUUUAAUAUAACUGUGUAAUUUUAAUUUAACUUAAGCCUUUAGAAGAUUACUGGCUCAUGAACAAAUUUGCUUAUAGCCUCCAAUUUGUUUUUUUUAAAUUAAAAAAGUACAUUUCCUAAAAACUACCAAAUGAGUAGCCCCUGCAUUUAUUUGCAACAUGCAAGUAAUAAAAGGCCCUAUUUCCUGUUUUUCAUAUACAGUAUAUUCCAAAUAUUGGAUAAGAUUGCAUCACUGUGUGAAUACUGGUGGAGAAUACUGGUGGAGAAUACCACAAACUGAUUUGUGGAUCAGAAACAAAAAUGAUGGUUACACCUUAAAGUAGUUAACAUGGUAAUCCAAAUUACUGGGGGUUUUUUGGUAGAGAAAUUAGUGUGUGAAUAAAGCUGAGUUUAAGAUACAUUUUGGAUCAGAUAUCACAUGUAGCAUAAAAUAUAUGAUGCCAUUUGAUGCUAAGAGAAGAGAUAGCAAUAUCUAAUUUAUUAGGUUAUAUAUUUGUAUCUUCUUCUGUAUUGUGCUAAUAACAGAAAGGCAUUUGACCAUAGAACGGUUUUCACCAUGAUACUAUAUAAGUAGAAAUAGUACUAAAGCAAUGAUUUUGCUGGCUUUGCUAUUUAGUAAAAAAAAAAAAAUGUAAAGCAUUUUAGAUUAUUUGUAAUAAAUUAUAAUGGAAGGUGCCAAAAAUCUAAUCAAUAUACAAUGGAUUGCAAUCAAUUGAAAUCUAGAUUGUAGAAUUUAAAUUAGGAUGGUAAAUGGCUAAGAUGAAGAUUUUCUGCUUUUGCAAUUUUUCAGUUCAACUUUUGUUGACAAAAAAAUAGUACUCUGUUUUCAGUUUGCUGAAAUGAUCUUUUCUUUAAAGUGAAUAAACUCCCAUGUGAAAGUAUUAAUAUAUAAAUGCCUCAUUUUACAAUCAUUUGUCUUUGGUAUUAGACACCAGACUUUUUUUUUACCUUUUUAUAAAGAAAUGUAAUAAUUUGUCAUCUGUUUAUGAUAAAAGUAUUGAAAAAAAAGUUAGUUCAUAUAUAUCAUUAUAUUCUUUAUUAAGUUUUUUUUAAUAUAUUUAUAUAAUUUUCACUUUUUAUCAUAAUAUAAUAAAUAUGCAUAUUUAAAAAAAAUGGGAACAAAUUUAUAAAACUAUGAUAAUAAUGAAGCACACACACUGGGCAUCUUGCAAUAUAAAUGCUGCAUUUAUUCAUAUUUUAGGCAGUAACAAAAAAAGUGCCAUUCAGUCUUAACCUGGACUUUUUUCAGCACAAAUCAAGUCUAUUCAUCAAUCUAAUUUAUUAAUUACCUAUUAACCAAGAUAUCAAAACAGAUAUAAUGAUUGUACAUAUAUGUUAUAAUUUGCUUAAUUCUACUUGACAUGCCCCGCCACCUAUAUUGAACCACACUGACAUGCCCCACCACCCACCACCCACCACCAACCACCACCAACCAAAAUUCUCACUUUAGUUUAUAAUCCUAUUAGUUUCUUUUCAGUUGACAUACUGACUCAGAUUUUCAUUUAUAUUGGAAUUCUCAAUACAUUUGUUCACUCAAGGUGACAUCCCCCACCAACUUGAUUAAUUAUAAAUGGCAUCCUCUAUUACAUUAUUUCAAGCUAAGUAAUAUGCAAUGCAAUGCUCUUGAACACCCUACAUUCAGAAUUAAAAUUCUGUAAUUUUACAUGCAUUUUAAUGAGUGGUAAUCGAAUCCAUAAAAUAUAACACAAACAGUAAUAAUAAGAAGUAUAUUAUUAAUUCGUAUAAUGUUUAUGAGCUUCUAGAAGUGUAUGCAUGAAUCACAUUAAACACAAGACAUUUUUAUUUACAGAAACAACUCAAAAAACAGAUGCAUCUGUUUACCUACUCAAAUCGAAUCAGGAAUCAGAAUCAGAAUCUGUUUGUCUGGCCACGGAUUUUCCAUCUCCUGAUGGCACAAUUACAGCAUAUGUGAAUGGCAAAACUCAAAACCUAACUGGUACAUUGAUGUUGGAUAGUUCUUCUGAUAACAAGUGGAGAUACGGCACUGUGUUUUGGGAUGAUACCAUGUCAGCAAACGAAUGCAAGAUUGAACAUGGAACCAAAACUGCAGAAGAAUUCCCAGGUAUAUAAUACAUUUUAUUUUUUUAAAAGACACUGUCAGAUCUGCAAUUUCUAUGUCAUAGAUUGACAUGUUAACUGCACUGUUAAAAUAAUUAAAACUCAAUCUAUAUUUUGAAUUAAGAUAAGGAAUCUUUAUAUUAUGUAAAACAAAAUGCAUUAUUUUUUUCAGGCAUUUAUUCUAACACAUGCGACUCAUCUUCAUCAACUUUUGAAACAGGUGAGUUACAAUUCUUAAAAGUUACAUAGUUAGAUAGUUACAUAGUUACAUAGCUGAAAAGAGACUUGCGUCCAUCAAGUUCAGCCUACCUCACAUUUGUUUUUUGCUGUUGAUCCAAAAGAAGGCAAAAAAACCCAGUUUGAAGCACAAUUUUGCAACAAACUAGGAAAAAAAUUCCUUCUUGACCCCAGAAUGGCAGUCAGAUUUAUCCUUUGAUCAAGCAGUUAUUACCCUACAUUGAAAGAUUAUAUCCUUGAAUAUUCUGUUCUUGCAAGUAUGCAUCUAGUAGCCGUUUGAACAUCUGUAUGGACUCUGAUAAAACCACUUCCUCAGGCAGAGAAUUCCACAUCCUGAUUGUUCUUACAGUUAAAAAACCUUUCCUUUGCCUUAGACAAAAUCUUCUUUCUUCCAGUCUAAACUCAUGAGUUGGUUUCAAUCACAUACUAUAGACUGUAAUUAAGAAAAAUUAUAACCUGUAUAACCAUACACAUAUGGCUGAAGGUUCUACUGUACUUUAAUACUUUGAUAGAGUUUGGUACUUUAGUGUUGGUAAUCACUUCUCAUAUAAAACUCAUUAUUGAAAGCAUUUAGAAUUAUUUUUUAACAAUAAAAUUAUCAGAAAUAUUAUCUGUAAUAUUUUUUUCUGAUUUAAAAAGUAUAAUGCUUGGCCUUAUUUCUUUGAAGUCUACUCAAAAAAACACACAUGUAUAUAUUGUUUUCUUUAUUAAGUAUAUAGUUCAUACAUAUAGAUAAUUUUUUUACUGCUCCUCCUUUUUUACUCUCUACUGGUCACUCAUCACUUGAUCUGUGAAUAAAAUCAACAUUUAGCUCCACCACAGUUUGGUUCCACAGGCAGAACUCUGAAUCAUUAAACAAACAAAACAGUUUGUCAAUUCUCAAUGUUGUUCAUUUAAUGAUUCAUCCAUAUGCCACCUCAGAGUUUAUGAAGUUUGGACAUGUUGCCAAUUGCCCAAAAAUUAGGCGAAUUACAAUUUUACAAGUCUACUUCAGACCAUAAACAUUCAUACCAAUAAGCUUUGGCACAACUGAGUCUUUCUUUUUUAGUGGUAAUUUAGGACUUUUUUGCAAGCUGACACUAUAACAACAGCCAGUAACACGUAAAGGCUACAAAUUACAACCAGGUUUACAACAUUGUUGCUACAUUUUUGUAGCGUAUCAUUAAUAAACAACUUCCACUACAGAUAUCCACCACUGGACAGAAACACACACUUGAGUAUGUGCACUACAUGGCAGUUAAAUAUAUUGCUGAGCGUUUCACUCUGAUGGCUGUGUGUGGUAUGCAUUAAAUGCAAAGUUUAGCAAACCAUUUCCGUUACAUGUUUUAAAUGAUCAAUGCUAUAUACAUUUAGGAAGACAUACUAAAUUAAAAUGCUGUUAUGAGCUUGCAGACGAUCUAUAAUUUAUGCUGUUUUGUAACAGAUGAGAGACUAAACACAGUGUCCUUUGAAGUUUUUGGAUUACAGAUGCUGUUUCAAAGGGAUAAUAUUUAACAUAAUAUCAACUCAAAGAAUUUGGUCUGGAUAAGGUAAGCAGAAUUUCUUCAAACAUCACAGUAUGUCUUUUUAAAAUUUUUUGUAAAAAUGAAAAUCCAGCGCACUCGCUUAUCUACUAAACAGUCAUUUUAGUGCUGAACAAUUUUUAGUUUUAUUAAAAACACCAAAUCUAGGCAAAAAAUUAUGGGGGUUUAGUUACAGUAUAUGAUCAUACAUUGCAUAAGCCUGCCACAACGCCAAUGUUUUAAAAAAUAUUAUCACAAUCUCACACUAGUUUACCAGGGCUGGACUAAAAGUCCAUUUGGCCAAAUGCUGAAAAUUAUGAUGGGCCUAAUUACAGAAUUUUAGUGACAGAAAACACUACAGUUUCACAGUUGUGCUCACACAUUUGCAUACCCUGGCAGAAAAUGUGAAAUGUGGCAUUGAUUUUGAAAAUAUGACUGGACAUGCAAAACAAAAUAAUCUUUUAUUAAAGGAUAGUGACCAUAUGAAGCCAUUUUUUAUCACAUAGUUUUUUAAAUCAUAAUGAUAAAAGAAAUCACCCAAAUGGUCCUGAUCAAAAGUUUACAUACCCUUGAAUGUUUGACCUUGUUACAGACACACAAGGUGACACUCAGAGGUAAAAUGUAAAUUAAAGGUCAAUUUCCCAAUCAUGUGACUUUUUAAAUUGCAUUCUGUGUCUGUGUAUAAAUAGUCAAUGAGUUUGUUAGCUCUCACAUGGAUGCACUGAGCAGGCUAGAUACUGAGCCAGGGGGAGCAGAAAAGAUCUGUCAAAAGACCUGUGUAACAAGGUAAUGGAACUGUAUAAAGAUGGAAAAGGAUAUAAAAGUACUGUUCAAUGACUUAUUAAGAAGUGGAAUAUUCAGGCAUCUCUUGAUACCAAGCCAAGGUCAGGUAGACCAAGAAAGAUUUCAGCCACGACUGCCAGAACAAUUGUUCGAGAUACAAAGAGAUACAAAGAAAAAUCCACAGGUAACCUUAGGAGAAAAUACAGGAUGUUCUGGAAAAAGAUGGUGUGGUCAUUUCAAGGAGCACAGUACGACGAUACUUGAGCAAAAAAAAGCUGCAUGGUCAAAUUGCGCCAAUGCCACAAAAAAGUCUAGUUAUAAUAUGCCCGACAACACCUUGACACACAGCUUUUGUCACACUGUAAUUUGGAGUGAUGAACCCAAAAUAGAUCUUUAUGGUCACCACCAUAAGCGCUAUGUUUGGAGAGGGGUCAACAAGGCCUAUAGUAAAAAGAAUACCAUUCCCACUGCGAAGCAUGGUGGUGGCUCACUCAUGUUUUGGGGGGUGGUGAGCUCUGAAGGCAUGGGGAAUCUUGUAAAAAUUAAUGGCAAGAUGAAUGCAGCAUGCUUUCAGAAAAUACUGGCAGAAAAUUUGCAUUCUUAUGCACAAAGUCUGUGCAUGGGACGCUCUUGGACUUUCUAGCAUGACAAUGACCCAAAUCACGAGGCCAAGUUGACUCUCCAGUUGUUAUGGCAGAAAAAUGUGAAGGUUCUGGAUGGCCAUCACAGUCUCCUGACCUUUAUAUCAUAGAGCCACUCUGGGGAGAUCUCAAACGUGCGGUUCAUGCAAGACUUUGCAUGACCUGGAGGCAUUUUGCCAAGAUGAAUGGGCAGCGAUACCACCUGCAAGAAUUAGGGGGUCUCAUAGACAACUAUUACAAAAGACUGCAUGCUAUAAUUGAUCCAUAAGGGGGAAAUACACAGUAUUAAGACCUAAGGGUAUGCAGACUUUUGAAAAUAAUUUUUUUUCUUUGUUGCCAUGUUUUUUUUUUUUUUUUAUAAAUUGUGCCAUUCUGUUGUAACCUACAACUGAAUAUGAAUCUCAUAAGAAAUAAAAUAAAUGUGUUUUGCCUGCUCACUCAUGUUUUCUUUAAGAAUUGUACAUUUAUUACCAAUUCUUCAAGGGUAUGCAAACUUUUGAGCACAACUGUACCUCCCAAGUAUCAUGUAUCUGGUGGAGGUGGUGCUAGAGAAAACUCACACAAUGCAGUUCUAAGAAUACACAUACCUUAUGCUAGUCUCUGCCAUACAGUUCCCGUAUGCCCCAAAGCACUUACUUGUCCACUAAUCUUUUUCCCUUCUUAUAGCAGGCAAAAGCUCCUGCUUGCAGCCUGUUACAGGGAAAAACAGGAUUAAUUGUUUAUGGGGAAACUUUAAACAUAAGAAAGUGAAUUGCACAUAUACAAAGCAACUUUAUUUAAUUCAUUUAAUAGUCUGCUAAUAACACAAUUUAAAACAACUAUUAACACCUUUUUCUCUGUCCAUUAAUUCAUUAAGUUCAUACUUAAUUUUUCAAAAGCAAGACUUUAAGAGUAGACAACUAAAAAAAAAAAAAUCAACGGGCCUAUUCCAUGUUUUGCAAUUUUGAGUUGUACACAAAUAUACAUUUGCAAAUUUAAUGUGAUAGACAGACAGUGACAGGAUAGAUAGAAAUAUCAAGAGCGACUAGAAUGAAUUCAAUUUGAAACACAUUUGUGUCAGUAAUACAUGCAGCAUGGGGGAUCUGAGAAAAUAAUUUAGUUUAAGAAUCAUCUCGACAUUAAUUUACUAUAGAAAAAAGAUCCAAGUUGUUUAUAGAAUUAAUAGUCUGAAUAUUUGAUUUAAAAUGAUGGCACUCACAGCUGUAUUCUUAAGUCAAUAUAUGGUUCAAUAAUAGUGUGUGUGAAGUUUCCAUGUCCAAUUCUAAUAUAAAUCCCCGUCCCUAUAUCAGUCUAACGAUAUAGCAAGUGUGGUGUAUAUUCAAAUCAAACAAUGAUACAUUCUUAUACUUUAAUAUAUAGUCAGCUAUGAAGGAAUCAGUGGACAAAUGUUCUUGAAUACACCUUUACACAGCCCUACUUUCUAUUUGAGUAUGUAAUUGUUACUGUGACACAAACCACACAACAGGGCAAUUAAACAGCAUUUAAGUAAAUAUGUUUUGUGUUGGGAAAAAUAAACAGUGAUCAAUUUGGAAAACCUCAAUAAUACCCUUCACAUAAACAGUAAAUCAAUAUAUGGCUUGUAAUUAUAACACAAAUACACAGUUUUAAUGUGUUCAUGUUAAUAAAAGAAGAUUUUUAUUUUUUCAUAAUUUUUUUUUUUUUUUAAUUCUGUUAUUUUCAAGCAAGUCCUCAGGUCACUAAAAUUCAUUGUUUAGUAUCUUGAUCUAACUGUGUAUACUACAGCAAGAACAGAACACUACUACACAAAAUCAAGAAACAUCUGUGAAGAUGAGGCAAAAGAGGUCAGCGUUAAUAAUAGGCAGCGGUAGGCAGCAGGGUAGGGUCCUCUAACUCUAGCUAUAGAGUAGAGAAUACAACAACAACAUUAGUACAAGGCUGCGCCAAAAUGUAUCAGUGUAAGACUAUAGGAAAUAAAAACAAGUAUAUAGAUAGAGCAUAUUUUAUAUAAAAAGUAAGUGCAUAUAAAUCAGUCCAAGAUAAUUUGAAGUUGCAGUCUAGCGACGAGUGUCUUUUAAAGUGCUUUUGGUGAUGGGGUGUCCUCACUGUUUAUAGAAGUUCAAUUAUUCUCGUGAUAUGGAAGACACAAAUAAGAGACCGAUCAUAUUUUACAGACUGAGUGGGUCAAUAUAUGUGAGAAUAUGAAUAUAUAUAUUAAACUAACAUUUAGAAGAGCUAUAGCCAGCUCAGGUAUAACAGGCGUACAACGGUAUGAUCCCCGCUUAUGGGAUAUAUAGGUGGUUGUCUUCUGGAGUGAAUGGUGGCUUAGCUGUCCAGCAUCUCAGGAUAUAUAAAGACAGCUGAUAGUGCUCUCUGUUAUAACAGUGUAUGGAUGUUGUAAGAGAAAUAAAAAUGUACUUACAAGUGUAAUGCAGGCCAACUGCACUCUGAUGACAGCAUUGGUGGUAUGAUCCCCACCUCGGAUAGUCUUGUAAGCACGCAAUAAAUUGGUAAAAAGCCAGGUAAAGAUAAAAAAUGUGCUAAAAAGAUAGUUGGCACCAAUAGUGACCAUAAAAUCUUUAAUUAUAUAGAUACACAAAUAUUAAAACCCAUUUACGCGUUUUCCCACUGGGGUUUUUUCAAAAUGGAAUAAGAUAAUGGAAUUUAGAAAUAAAUCUGUACAUUCAUUUACAAAUAAUGGAAUUUUAUUGCAUAAUUAAUUAAUUUGAUUCAUUGCACAGGUCAACAAUGCUGGUUCAUAUGAAAAUAUACUAAUGUAUGUAGCACACACACUGCCUUGGUGCAUCCACUCUUGUGCAAGAUAUAGCAUAUGAUAAUAGCAUGAUAUUUUAAUAUAACUGUGUAAUUUUAAUUUUUUUAGAUUACUGGCUCAUGAACAAAUUUGCUUAUAGCCUCCAAUUUGUUCCAACAAGUGCCAUUCAGUCUAUAACAUAAGAUUGCAUCAGGUGGACUUUGGAUUUCAUGCACAAAUCAGAAAUUUUUUGUGAAAUUAGUGUGUAAGCUGAUUUAAGAUCAUAGAUAUCAUAUUGAUUUGAUGCUAAGAGCAAUAUCUAUGGUUAUAUUUGUAUCUUCUUCUGUAUUGUGCUAAUAACAGAAAGGCAUUUGACCAUAGAACGGUUUUCACCAUGAUACUAUAUAAGUAGAAAUAGUACUAAAGCAAUGAUUUUGCUGGCUUUGCUAUUUAGUAAAAAAAAAAAAAUGUAAAGCAUUUUAGAUUAUUUGUAAUAAAUUAUAAUGGAAGGUGCCAAAAAUCUAAUCAAUAUACAAUGGAUUGCAAUCAAUUGAAAUCUAGAUUGUAGAAUUUAAAUUAGGAUGGUAAAUGGCUAAGAUGAAGAUUUUCUGCUUUUGCAAUUUUUCAGUUCAACUUUUGUUGACAAAAAAAUAGUACUCUGUUUUCAGUUUGCUGAAAUGAUCUUUUCUUUAAAGUGAAUAAACUCCCAUGUGAAAGUAUUAAUAUAUAAAUGCCUCAUUUUACAAUCAUUUGUCUUUGGUAUUAGACACCAGACUUUUUUUUUACCUUUUUAUAAAGAAAUGUAAUAAUUUGUCAUCUGUUUAUGAUAAAAGUAUUGAAAAAAAAGUUAGUUCAUAUAUAUCAUUAUAUUCUUUAUUAAGUUUUUUUUAAUAUAUUUAUAUAAUUUUCACUUUUUAUCAUAAUAUAAUAAAUAUGCAUAUUUAAAAAAAAUGGGAACAAAUUUAUAAAACUAUGAUAAUAAUGAAGCACACACACUGGGCAUCUUGCAAUAUAAAUGCUGCAUUUAUUCAUAUUUUAGGCAGUAACAAAAAAAGUGCCAUUCAGUCUUAACCUGGACUUUUUUCAGCACAAAUCAAGUCUAUUCAUCAAUCUAUUUUAUUAAUUACCUAUUAACCAAGAUAUCAAAACAGAUAUAAUGUUUGUACAUAUAUGUUAUAAUUUGCUUAAUUCUACUUGACAUGCCCCGCCACCUAUAUUGAACCACACUGACAUGCCCCACCACCCACCACCCACCACCACCAACCAAAAUUCUCACUUUAGUUUAUAAUCCUAUUAGUUUCUUUUCAGUUGACAUACUGACUCAGAUUUUCAUUUAUAUUGGAAUUCUCAAUACAUUUGUUCACUCAAGGUGACAUCCCCCACCAACUUGAUUAAUUAUAAAUGGCAUCCUCUAUUACAUUAUUUCAAGCUAAGUAAUAUGCAAUGCAAUGCUCUUGUACACCCUACAUUCAGAAUUAAAAUUCUGUAAUUUUACAUGCAUUUUAAUGAGUGGUAAUCGAAUCCAUAAAAUAUAACACAAACAGUAAUAAUAAGAAGUAUAUUAUUAAUUCGUAUAAUGUUUAUGAGUUUCUAGAAGUGUAUGCAUGAAUCACAUUAAACACAAGACAUUUUUAUUUACAGAAACAACUCAAAAAACAGAUGCAUCUGUUUACCUACUCAAAUCGAAUCAGGAAUCAGAAUCAGAAUCUGUUUGUCUGGCCACGGAUUUUCCAUCUCCUGAUGGCACAAUUACAGCAUAUGUGAAUGGCAAAACUCAAAACCUAACUGGUACAUUGAUGUUGGAUAGUUCUUCUGAUAACAAGUGGAGAUACGGCACUGUGUUUUGGGAUGAUACCAUGUCAGCAAACGAAUGCAAGAUUGAACAUGGAACCAAAACUGCAGAAGAAUUCCCAGGUAUAUAAUACAUUUUAUUUUUUUAAAAGACACUGUCAGAUCUGCAAUUUCUAUGUCAUAGAUUGACAUGUUAACUGCACUGUUAAAAUAAUUAAAACUCAAUCUAUAUUUUGAAUUAAGAUAAGGAAUCUUUAUAUUAUGUAAAACAAAAUGCAUUAUUUUUUUCAGGCAUUUAUUCUAACACAUGCGACUCAUCUUCAUCAACUUUUGAAACAGGUGAGUUACAAUUCUUAAAAGUUACAUAGUUAGAUAGUUACAUAGUUACAUAGCUGAAAAGAGACUUGCGUCCAUCAAGUUCAGCCUACCUCACAUUUGUUUUUUGCUGUUGAUCCAAAAGAAGGCAAAAAAACCCAGUUUGAAGCACAAUUUUGCAACAAACUAGGAAAAAAAUUCCUUCUUGACCCCAGAAUGGCAGUCAUAUUUAUCCUUGGAUCAAGCAGUUAUUACCCUACAUUGAAAGAUUAUAUCCUUGAAUAUUCUGUUCUUGCAAGUAUGCAUCUAGUAGCCGUUUGAACAUCUGUAUGGACUCUGAUAAAACCACUUCCUCAGGCAGAGAAUUCCACAUCCUGAUUGUUCUUACAGUUAAAAAACCUUUCCUUUGCCUUAGACAAAAUCUUCUUUCUUCCAGUCUAAACUCAUGAGUUGGUUUCAAUCACAUACUAUAGACUGUAAUUAAGAAAAAUUAUAACCUGUAUAACCAUACACAUAUGACUGAAGGUUCUACUGUACUUUAAUACUUUGAUAGAGUUUGGUACUUUAGUGUUGGUAAUCACUUCUCAUAUAAAACUCAUUAUUGAAAGCAUUUAGAAUUAUUUUUUAACAAUAAAAUUAUCAGAAAUAUUAUCUGUAAUAUUUUUUUCUGAUUUAAAAAGUAUAAUGCUUGGCCUUAUUUCUUUGAAGUCUACUCAAAAAAACACACAUGUAUAUAUUGUUUUCUUUAUUAAGUAUAUAGUUCAUACAUAUAGAUAAUUUUUUUACUGCUCCUCCUUUUUUACUCUCUACUGGUCACUCAUCACUUGAUCUGUGAAUAAAAUCAACAUUUAGCUCCACCACAGUUUGGUUCCACAGGCAGAACUCUGAAUCAUUAAACAAACAAAACAGUUUGUCAAUUCUCAAUGUUGUUCAUUUAGUGAUUCAUCCAUAUGCCACCUCAGAGUUUAUGAAGUUUGGACAUGUUGCCAAUUGCCCAAAAAUUAGGCGAAUUACAAUUUUACAAGUCUACUUCAGACCAUAAACAUUCAUACCAAUAAGCUUUGGCACAACUGAGUCUUUCUUUUUUAGUGGAAAUUUAGGACUUUUUUGCAAGCUGACACUAUAACAACAGCCAGUAACACGUAAAGGCUACAAAUUACAACCAGGUUUACAACAUUGUUGCUACAUUUUUGUAGCAUAUCAUUAAUAAACAACUUCCACUACAGAUAUCCACCACUGGACAGAAACACACACUUGAGUAUGUGCACUACAUGGCAGUUAAAUAUAUUGCUGAGCGUUUCACUCUGAUGGCUGUGUGUGGUAUGCAUUAAAUGCAAAGUUUAGCAAACCAUUUCCGUUACAUGUUUUAAAUGAUCAAUGCUAUAUACAUUUAGGAAGACAUACUAAAUUAAAAUGCUGUUAUGAGCUUGCAGACGAUCUAUAAUUUAUGCUGUUUUGUAACAGAUGAGAGACUAAACACAGUGUCCUUUGAAGUUUUUGGAUUAAGAUGUCUGGUUAUCAAAGGGAUAAUAUUUAACAUAAUAUCAACUCAAAGAAUUUGGUCUGGAUAAGGUAAGCAGAAUUUCUUCAAACAUCACAGUAUGUCUUUUUAAAAAAUAUUGUAAAAAUGAAAAUCCAGCGCACUCGCUUAUCUACUAAACAGUCAUUUUAGUGCUGAACAAUUUUUAGUUUUAUUAAAAACACCAAAUCUAGGCAAAAAAUAAUGGGGGUUUAGUUACAGUAUAUGAUCAUACAUUGCAUAAGCCUGCCACAACGCCAAUGUUUUAAAAAAUAUUAUCACAAUCUCACACUAGUUUACCAGGGCUGGACUAAAAGUCCAUUUGGCCAAAUGCUGAAAAUUAUGAUGGGCCUAAUUACAGAAUUUUAGUGACAGAAAACACUACAGUUUUACAGUUGUGCUCACAAAUUUGCAUACCCUGGCAGAAAACGUGAAAUGUGGCAUUGAUUUUGAAAAUAUGACUGGACAUGCAAAACAAAAUAAUCUUUUAUUAAAGGAUAGUGACCAUAUGAAGCCAUUUUUUAUCACAUAGUUUUUUGGCUCCUUUUUUAAAUCAUAAUGAUAAAAGAAAUCACCCAAAUGGUCCUGAUCAAAAGUUUACAUACCCAUGAAUGUUUGACCUUGUUACAGACACACAAGGUGACACUCAGAGGUAAAAUGUCAAUUAAAGGUCAAUUUCCCAAUCAUGUGGCUUUUUAAAUUGCAUUCUGUGUCUGUGUAUAAAUAGUCAAUGAAUUUGUUAGCUCUCACAUGGAUGCACUGAGCAGGCUAGAUACUGUGCCAGGGGGAGCAGAACAGAUCUGUCAAAAGACCUGUGUAACAAGGUAAUGGAACUGUAUAAAGAUGGAAAAGGAUAUAAAAGUACUGUUCAAUGACUUAUUAAGAAGUGGAAUAUUCAGGCAUCUCUUGAUACCAAGCCAAGGUCAGGUAGACCAAGAAAGAUUUCAGCCACGACUGCCAGAAGAAUUGUUCGAGAUACAAAGAGAUACAAAGAAAACCCACAGGUAACCUUAGGAGAAAAUACAGGAUGUUCUGGAAAAAGAUGGUGUGGUCGUUUCAAGGAGCACAAUACGACGAUACUUGAGCAAAAAAAAGCUGCAUGGUCAAAUUGCGCCAAUGCCAUAAAAAAGUCUAGUUACAAUAUGCCCGACAACACCUUGACACACAGCUUUUGUCACACUGUAAUUUGGAGUGAUGAACCCAAAAUAGAUCUUUAUGGUCACCACCAUAAGCGCUAUGUUUGGAGAGGGGUCAACAAGGCCUAUAGUAAAAAGAAUACCAUUCGCACUGCAAAGCAUGGUGGUGGCUCACUCAUGUUUUGGGGGGUGGUGAGCUCUGAAGGCAUGGGGAAUCUUGUAAAAAUGAAUGGCAAGAUGAAUGCAGCAUGCUUUCAGAAAAUACUGGCAGACAAUUUGCAUUCUUCUGCACAAAGUCUGUGCAUGGGACGCUCUUGGACUUUCUAGCAUGACAAUGACCCAAAUCACGAGGCCAAGUUGACUCUCCAGUUGUUAUGGCAGAAAAAUGUGAAGGUUCUGGAUGGCCAUCACAGUCUACUGACCUUUAUAUCAUAGAGCCACUCUAGGGAGAUCUCAAACGUGCUGUUCAUGCAAGACUUUGCAUGACCUGGAGGCAUUUUGCCAAGAUGAAUGGGCAGCGAUACCACCUGCAAGAAUUAGGGGGUCUCAUAGACAACUAUUACAAAAGACUGCAUGCUGUAAUUGAUCCAUAAGGGGGCAAUACACAGUAUUAAGACCUAAGGGUAUGCAGACUUUUGAAAAUAAUUUUUUUUCUUUGUUGCCAUGUUUUUUUUUUUAUAAAUUGUGCCAUUCUGUUGUAACCUACAAUUGAAUAUGAAUCUCAUAAGAAAUAAAAUAAAUGUGUUUUGCCUGCUCACUCAUGUUUUCUUUAAAAAUUGUACAUUUAUUACCAAUUCUUCAAGGGUAUGCAAACUUUUGAGCACAACUGUACCUCCCAAGUAUCAUGCAUCUGGUGGAGGUGGUGCUAGAGGAAACUCACACAAUGCAGUUCUAAGAAUACACAUACCUUAUGCUAGUCUCUGGCAUACAGUUCCCGUAUGCCCCAAAGCACUUACUUGUCCACUAAUCUUUUUCCCUUCUUACUAGCAGGCAAAAGCUCCUUCUAUGCAGCCUGUUAUAGAGAAAAAGGUGGAUGUAGUGAUUGUAGAAUUAUGGGGACAUGCCACACUGUUAAAUAAGAAAGAGAAUUGCACAAUAUACAAAGUCAACUUUAUCUUAAUUCAUUUAUAGUCUGCUAAUACACACACAUUUAAAACUCACUAUUAACCACCUUUUUCUCUGUCCAUUACAUUCCUCUUAAGUUCCCAUACUUAAUUCCCUCUUCACAAAGCAAGAGCUUGUGAAGAGUAGCAAAUAAAUAAAAAAAUAAUCAACGGGCCUAUUCCAUGCUUUAGCAAUUUUGUAGUUGUACCCACAAAAAACAUUGGGGCACUCAUGUGCUGAAUCCAGUGGAGUGUUCUUUUAAACAGAUUACUUGACUAGAAUGACCUAAGAAUCUUGAAAUACAUGCAUCCAAUACUAGUGGUCAAGUAGUGCGUGUGGUCCUGAGAGGUCCUGCAUGGCAAUUGCUGUUUUAAAAAUGUAAAGUCUUACAAUAUAGCAAAGAAGAAUUUGCAUUCAUUAACAUCAAGUAGUCAUUCUUCUACAUUAUAUUAACUGUACUUUCAUUUUUCUCUUUUGACAGAUAAUUUGGGAGCUUUAAAAACAAAAUGGAAAAAAAGAAGAUUUUUAUUUUUUGCAGAUCUUAUUUUAGUGUCUUUUGUAUAUAACUAAUAAAACAACUGUGUUUUCUGAGAUACAUAUUUUGUACGUCACACGGCAAGCCUGCAAUUUUUCUGUUGAACUUUUGUAAGAACACUCUGUUAUGUCCAAGUAUUGUAGUUAAAAUAAAAUAAUGCCUUUAACUAUCAUAUAAUCAACCUCUGUAGCCAUUGUGUACUUCUACUCCCAUACUCAAGCAGGUGUUAAAGAUGGAAUUACAGAAAAAAAUAAUUUAUUCAUGAUGAUGUCACUGUUUAUAAUGGUACAUGCUUUCAACCACAGGAUAUAGUCCAAGUUUCCAGCAUUAACAGGAGCAUACAAGAUGUCAUAAGAAUUGUGAAUGUUAUCAAUAAAAUUAU